AAUUGACAUUCUCAUAAUUUUCAUAUUGGAUCAUGCUAGAUUCCCUUCUAUUUCACCAUCAUCUUCAACCUUAACAACGCGUUUUCGCAACCAAUCCAAGACUUUUAAUUCAAGACGUCUCGAUCCCCAACCUUUGGUCUUGGCAUACUCAUUCAUCUACAGGUGGCAGCUCCGAAGCGUCGCCUCCGUUUUAGGAAGAGAAGAGGAAGGAGAAAGGGGAAUAAUUCAUUUGAACGUCACACAGCAAUCCCGAAUUUCGAAAUAUGAUUGAGAGCAUGUCGUGUCGUUGCAAAUCGUAAACUAUCGACGAUUGCCGCCUUUUAUCAACCUCUAACGUAGCCCCUCGGGCAAUUUUCUACGAUGCGAGACCCCACCAUGAAGACCACCAGCCUUCCUAAGAAGUUCCUAAGUCGCCGCGAGAAGAAUAGUCACCGUCGUGGCAGAUCAUCUGAUCCAGCCCAUAAGCAUCGUCCUCUAUCGUCCGAAUCCUUUUUCUCUCUCUUCAAACCAGAAUCUGUUAAACAAUGUGUUAAUCCCGAUACGGAGCGAGAAAAAGAAGCGGCUAAGAUCGACGACAUACGAAGACGAAUUGCAGACCUAGAUUUCCCCCUUCUAAACGAUGACCAGGUCCGAUAUGUGCUUCACUCCAAGUACUCUUCCGGCAAUGUCGAAAAAGCUAUCGAGCUGCUAUCGCUACAGCAGCAAUCCCUCUCCGGCAAGAUUCUUAGUUACAACCCUGCCGUUCACAUGCUUGGAGCUGAAAAUCGAGGAAACGUAACUUGCUACCUUGAUGCCUUGCUUUUUGCUAUGUUUGCGAAGCUUGAGUCUUUCGAAUGCAUGCUGAAAAAUGAAACCACGGAGGAACCGCAGAGGAAAUUAGCUUUACUUCUACGACUUUGGGUGAACAUGCUGAGAAGUGGAAAAUUAAUCGAAACAGACAUGACGGAACAUAUCCAAGAUGCAUUAGCCGCAUGUGGUUGGAGAGAAGCGCAAAUGUUGGAGCAACAGGACACAUCUGAAGCCUUCGCAUUUAUAACAGAGACCCUCCAGCUUCCCCUUCUUACUUUACAAGUCGACUUGUUUCACCAAGGCAAGAAUGACGAUGCGGAUCACAAAGUUGUUUACGAAAGGCUCUUGAACCUUGCCGUGCCACCAGAUAAUGAUGGCAAAGGCAUUAAGUUAGAGGACUGUUUAGAAGAAUACUUUAACUCGCAGGUUGACGUUCUCAGAGACAGCCUCGACGAGAAGAAGGCUGCAGAAAGAUCUAACACACUACCAAAGCCUCUGUCUCCUACGAAUUCGAUCGACUUAGACGAUACUAUUGGGGUUGUUACCGAGGAAACCCAACAAGACGAUGACGAGACUGGUCCUUAUCUAGAGAGAAGAUGGACAGUUGCACCAGAUUCACAUUCCCUUAACCAUCGAAACAGUGGGGAUGUCGAGGCUUCAGGGUCUCAGCCAAUUGUAAAACCAAAUCGGAGCCGAACAGACAGCAUCAUACAACGCGUUGUACUCGACGAACAAGGCAAGCCAACUGAGUCAGAUGCAGCAAGCCUAUUCCAGAGAGCUAAGAAAACAGCAUCUGUUGUCAGAGCUGUAACAAUACCUGCCUGGCAGUUCUUUAGAUUAAUACCUUGGCACUCACCGGCGAAUAAGGAGCCAGAGAGUGAUUUGGAGGUUGCCCGGCAUUUUAACCAAAGACCAGUCGUUGGUAUCUGCCUAAAACGAUACAUGAUGGACGAAAGGGGAGACGUGAAACGACAGAAUACGUACAUUGAUAUCCCUGACAGCUUACGACUACCGCAUUUCAUCGUCGAUGAGAGACAGGUGGAAGAAAGCGGACUCGCCACCGACUACAAGCUCGUGCUUCAAUCUGUAGUGUGCCACCGAGGGGAUUCGCUACAUUCUGGACAUUAUGUCUCAUUUUGUCGUGUUGCCCCCAAGCUUCUCACGGAUAACCGCAGACACGAUAACGAUCCUCCUCCUGAUUACGAAGAGGCACAAUGGGUCAAGUUUGACGAUCUUGCGAUUGACCGAGUCACCCUUGUUGAUGACAUCAAGCAAUCGCUUAAGGAAGAAAUGCCUUACUUAUUGUUCUAUCAGAUUGUUCCGAUAGUAGAGGUAGCGGCCAGUUCGACAGAGGGCACGGACGUAGAACCGCCAUCCUACGAUGACGCUGCGCUUAACCUAACAAACUCCGAGACAUCAGCGGCGCAAAGCCAGGAUAGGCUCAUGGUCUCCCGCCAACCCAGCAGCUACUUUGAUAACUUGAAUGUUCAGCCAUCCACCAACAACAGCAGCAUACGGUUUUCAUCCGAAUUAGAGCGACCACGCCGCAGCUUCGCAGAUGAAGAUGGAUUCCUCAGCGUAUCUCGCCGAGGGAGUAUCUACAACGAUUCAAUCGCCCCAAGCCCGGUCGCAGUAUCAGAGACCCCUUCGCCCGCUGUCACGCCCGGAGAAGAGACUACGGCCCAGAGACUUAGUCGAGCCGCCGCAAGAUUCAGGAGUGGUAACAAGAGCAGGCCUCAAAGCCAGGCUGGCGAUAGUCGCAAGAGUUUAACCGUAACGAGGUUUGGGGGCUUCAUGAAAUCUAGCAAAGAACCACUGCGAGAUUCGGCAUCUACAGAUGCCGAGGACGACUAUGAAUUUGUGGAGAAUGUCAGUAAACCUACCGCUAAGGAGAAUGGGCCAGAUGUAACACCUACGCAGAAAAGAGGGAAAUCGAAACAACGAGUGGACAAAGGAAAGGGAAAGGAGAACAAGAAAAUGAAUUUACCGGAUAGGGAAUGCAUUGUGCAGUAAUGAUACUAUUUUACGUGGUUGGGUCGGUCUGAUUGAUUUGAGAAAUAAGAUACCCGGCAGGCGUUGGCGAUACAGAAUAUAUGCCGCAAGGAAUACGAAAACGGCACGGCUGGUUUAUAGGCAUACGUCGGUAAUGGGUCAAUUUUCUGGUCUGAAAAUUAUUGCAUGAGCAUGGAGCGCUAGAGGACAAGCAGCCACUGGACAGCAUUCAAAAAGGCGUUUUGAGAUUUAUUGAAGUGUUAGGAGACGCGGGUUUGUAUUGUAUAAUGAAUUCAUUAGUGAUACCAGCUGGUCAUACAUGAUGAACAGUAAUCCAGAGGCUGCGGAGAGGCAUC
This is a messenger RNA of Annulohypoxylon maeteangense, 3137 nucleotides long. Its product is annotated as cysteine proteinase. Gene Ontology annotation, molecular function: cysteine-type endopeptidase activity; cysteine-type deubiquitinase activity. Gene Ontology annotation, cellular component: nucleus; cytosol. The coding region runs from base 361 to 2802 and encodes 813 amino acids. The record is from RefSeq and is a predicted model, not a curated record. Gene Ontology annotation, biological process: protein deubiquitination. Lineage: Eukaryota; Fungi; Ascomycota; Sordariomycetes; Xylariales; Hypoxylaceae. The transcript is spliced from 6 exons.